Molecule: messenger RNA, 1544 nt
Organism: Cuscuta campestris
Lineage: Eukaryota; Viridiplantae; Streptophyta; Magnoliopsida; Solanales; Convolvulaceae
Source: the annotation of a GenBank genome assembly
AUCGUCUCCCUCCCCAAAACUCCCAGAUCAUAACAUCAUUCUCCGGCUAAAUUCCCGAUCGCCCGCUGCAAUCUCUCCGGCGGACCAUCAACAUUCUUCAAUCUAAUCCACCCUUCUCUUCUUUUCUUGGAAUGGAAAUAGCCGUAAUCGAUUGGAAGAGUUUGGAUUCAAGAUUCGUAAAGGACGACACCCUCGAGCAGUUCAACGCCCCGCAGUGGGUGGAUUUCUCCGCCCCAGAUGACUCCAUUGACGACGAAGCUUGGUUCUGCCGGCCCGAUUGCAAUCAUCCCAAGACUGUGGAUGAUUUCUAUAGAGCCGGUGCAACCCCGCCGUCAAAGAAGCUCCAGAGGUCAGCCACUGUUUCUGAGAAUCAUCUGAUUCGGGAGCGAAUUCGAAGGGGGAAAGCUUUCCAGGGGACUGGUUUGAUGAAAGAUGGGAUCUUUGAAGAGGACAGUGAGAACCAAAACCCCAAUUUGAAGACUCCGCCAAGAAACAAAGCUAAGCUGAUGAAAGAGGCAUUCAAGUCAAGCUCAGAGAAGAAGAAGAUGGGCGUCAUUGAGAAAGAACCCACGACUCAGAAGCUGAGAAGCACCCAGUCAGCAAGAAAUCUGUUCUCCGGCGGGGAUUUUCUGAACCGGGUAACCCAGUUCUGUAACGAGCUGAAGAAGUUCGCUGUAAGGGGUUCGGAGAGAGAGAGAGCCGGGGACAAGAAUGUGGAAAAGACUCCAUUAAUGGAGGAGAAGACGCCACUUCAAGAUCUGAGUAUGAAGAAGAAGGAUGAAAGUACUUUAAUGGGGAAGAAGAACAUCCCCAAAGAGAAGCCCAGAAAGAAUCAAAUAAGAAGUGAAAAUGCAGAAAACACACCAAUGAGAAUAGAUGUGACGAAGAACAGUAGUAAGCGGACAGGGGAGGAGAUCCUGUCACAGAUCAGGACCAACCCUCCGACUCCGCAGUGUUUCUCGGAGAGCCGCCGCGGGGGACCCACCAGAGCCACCCCGUCGUCCGGGGCUUUCAGCUCCAGGACCCCUCCCCAUCCUUAUCGGGACAGAGGAGUUCUCCGAGAGCUGGGGAAGAAGGGCGGCGGAAACAGGGAGGAUAAAGGGGACAAAUCUGGAAACAGAGCUAACCAUGGCGGCGGCGGAGGUAUUACGGCGAAUGAAAAUGAAGAAGCAAGAUCAUUGCCGCCGGGAUUAGAUGUGUUCUGGUUCUUAAAGCCUUGCGCGCUUUCUUCAACAUGAACAACACCAUAUAAAACACAGCAUUUCAAUUUCAAUUAUUAGUUGACAAUAAAUAAUGUACUGUAAUUUGUAUGAUGUGGUAUUGAUUUUGUUCAUUCUUUUAUCCUCUUGAUUUUGUUUGUGUUGAUGAAACAAAAUUUCAGUUUUUGCCAUUACUUUUAUGUAUCCGUGCGAGUGUUUAUGAGGCCGAAAUUGGGUGCGAGCUAAAAAAAAAUCUUUUAACAUUAUAAAUUUCAUUGAAAAAAAAAAGAAUUAACAGAAAAACUUGGCUUAAAAUAUCAUUGUUAAUAUAAAGAUUGUAUUAAU